Puntigrus tetrazona (Sumatra barb) is the source of this 2022-nucleotide messenger RNA. RefSeq names its product counting factor associated protein D-like. The transcript has 13 exons. The record is from RefSeq and is a predicted model, not a curated record. Lineage: Eukaryota; Metazoa; Chordata; Actinopteri; Cypriniformes; Cyprinidae. Bases 115 to 1908 code for a protein of 597 amino acids.
CCUUUCUGUUGGAUCGUUAGACCUCUUCUUAGUUGUCUUGUUUGGGGACUUUGUUUCAGACAGACUUAGAGCUUAUCUCCAGUGGAUGUCUAUCUGGUGUCUUUAGAUUACACUAUGUGGUUUCUUCUAGCUGGGGUUGUGCUGCUGGUGUGUGCUGCAGAUGCCACACCAGUUGGUGGCAGAACAGUUCCUGACUUUGGAAAGAUGUAUCAUGUCAAAGGUGAACUGUCUCUGCCUCAUUCUGAGAUAACAGAGCAGUUUGAAGCUUGGUACGACCUCGAGGGGAACAGGAGUCGAAUCGACUAUCGUAACAGCACAGUGCGCACAUUUCUGGUUGGAAACGACUUGGAUAAUGGUGCCAUUUACAAGAUCACACCAGUCCUCAAAGUUAUUAAGUGUUUCCAGCUUAAUGGUACCAGUGAGGAUCCAGUACGUGCACAGGCAGCGCUGCCUGAUUUGCAGGGCUUUGAGUUUGAGAAGAUGGGGUAUUAUGAAGGUGUUCAGUGUGAGGUCUGGAUAAAGGUCGCUCAGGUUGGCCAUAAGAAGAACACGUAUCGUCUGUGGGUCACACGUCCAGAGGGAAGUGAUUCCCCAGCGACCCCACACCGCUUUGAGAUGGAGGGCUACAACACUCUUUUGGAGUCCCACAAUGACAAAUACACUAUUAGCUACAGUGACUUCAGCCCUCAAACUGAGUCUGACAUUUUCAUACGACCUGAAGAAAUGACCUGUAGAGAGUUUCCUGAUCCUGUAGAGGAGCGUCAAAUAUUGGCCAACCCCAUUCAAGACUAUGUGAGCACGUCCCCUGUUAGCCACGCCCACCGACUGUUCGGUCCCUUUAAGGAGAAGUUCGCUCGUCUGUAUAAAAGUGAUAAGGAGCACGAGGAGCGUGAGAACUACUUUAUACACACACAGCGGUUUGUGCACUCUACAAAUAGAGCUGGUCUUUCAUUCAGCGUUGGCAUCAAUAACUUUGCUGACUGGACAAAGGCAGAGAAGGCCAAGUUGGGAGGAUUUAUUCCACGUCGGGAAAAGAAUGAUGCCACACCAGUUGGUGGCAGAACAGUUCCUGACUUUGGAAAGAUGUAUCAUGUCAAAGGUGAACUGUCUCUGCCUCAUUCUGAGAUAACAGAGCCGUUUGAAGCUUGGUACGACCUCGAGGGGAACAGGAGUCGAAUCGACUAUCGUAACAGUACAGUGCGCACAUUUCUGUUCGGAAAUGACUUGGAUAAUGGUGCUAUUUACAAGAUCACACCAGUCAACUCUCUAACCGAAAUCCAAGCUAUGAAGUGUUUCCAGCUUAAAGGUACCAAGAAGAAUCCAAUACGUCCACAGGCAGCGCUGCCUGGUCUGCAGGGAUUUGAGUUUGAGAAGAUGGGGUAUUAUGAAGGUGUUCAGUGUGAGGUCUGGAUAAAGGUCGCUCAGGUUGGCCAUAAGAAGAACACGUAUCGUCUGUGGGUCACACGUCCAGAGGGAAGUGAUUCCCCAGCGACACCACACCGCUUUGAGAUGGAGGGCUACAACACUCUUUUGGAGUCCCACAAUGACAAAUACACUAUUAGCUACAGUGACUUCAGCCCUCAAACUGAGUCUGACAUUUUCAUACGACCUGAAGAAAUGACCUGUAGAGAGUUUCCUGAUCCUGUAGAGGAGCGUCAAAUAUUGGCUAACCCCAUUCAAGACUAUGUGAGCACGUCCCCUGUUAGCCACGCCCACCGACUGUUCGGUCCCUUUAAGGAGAAGUUUGAGCGUCAGUAUAAAAGUGAGAAGGAGCACGAGGAGCGUGAGAACUACUUUGUUCAUACCUUUCGGCGUGUGCACUCUGUGAACAGAGCUGGUCUUACAUACAGCCUUGGUAUCAAUCAGUUUUCUGAUUGGUCAAACGCAGAAAGGAUGCACUACCACUGAUCUAUAUAUAUGUUCUCUAUUAUAGAUCAGUGACUACUACAGAUAAAAUGGAUUGGUUGACUACAUAAACUGCUUUUAAAAUGUCAAUAAACAACAUUUUGAAUUGAAAAGAAA